UUGCUGCUGGUUUGGUGUGAACUGUAGAAAAAGUCAUGAAUUUAGAUCAGAUCACAACAAGCAAGUUUUAAAGCAAUUUGACAUUGCCUUUCUGCAACAUAAGUGUUUGAAGAUUCUUUUCCGGUUGGCCUGGCCACAUUUUACGGUUCCUGAAUUCUGCGGAUUAUACCGAAGCCAACACGGUUGCAAGAAACAGUCCUGUAGGUUUCUACACGUAUGCAAAAACUUUGUUAUGAAAAAGUGCAUGUACGGGCCACGAUGUAAGUUUGCACACGAUGUCUAUGCGGAAGCUUCCAACCUGCGACUACUGAAGCGCUUUAAUCUUGAGUACCCCUCUGAUGAUCUUAUUCGCUUGAUUAAAGAGCGAAAUGAAGGAUAUUAUCGAUCAGACCUUGAGGUUUUUGAGAGUGAUGGUAAAGACAGUGAUAGUGAAGAGAGUGAUGAGGAGCAAAGUUGCAGUUCAGAUACCUAUGAGACGAUGGCCAAAUCCCAAACACAAUCAAAUGGCUUGCUCAGGUUCAAUAAUCCACAAACAAUGGCAAUGCAAGAUAAGAAAAAAGAAGUUUACAAGGACAAUCCACACUUUACAACAAAGCAUGAACCAAAAGUAAAAGUGCAGACAACUUUACCUUUUAAACAUCAUGUAGUAACCCCACAACUUCCAGCCAAAGCUCAAACACCAUCAAAUGACUUGCUUGACUUUAAAUAUUUUUCACAAACAGUGACAAUGCAAGGUAAGAAAACAGAAGUUCACAAAGACAAUCCACACAUUACAACAAAGCAUGAACCAGUGGUAAUGCAGACAACUUCACCUUCUAAAUGCCAUGUAGUGAUGCCACAACUUUCAGCCAAUUCUAUAACACAAUCAAAUGACUUGCUUGACUUGUGUUUUUCACAAACAAUGAUAAUGCAAGAUAAGAAAAAUGAAGUUUGCAAAGACAAUCCACUCAUUAAAACAAAGCAUGAACCAAAAGCGGUGAUGCAGACAACUAUACCUUCUAAAUGCCAUGUAGUGAUAGACCAACGUCCAGCCAAUUCUCAAACACAAUCAAAUGACUUCCUUGAGUUGGAUCUUUCAGAAACAGUGACAAUGCAAGAAAAGAAAAACAAAGUUUGCAAAGUAAAUCCAAACAUUACAACAAAGCAUGAAGCAAAAGCGACAGUCCAGACAACUUCAACUUCUAAAUGUCAUGUAGUGAUGCCACAACUUCCGGCCCAAUCUCAAACACGAUCAAAGCACUUUAAUAAUCCACAGACAGUGAAAAUGCAAGAUAAGAAAGAAGACCAUCCACUCUUUCCACAACCUCUGGCUAAAACUAUACAGUUAAGACGCUUUCUUGACUCCAGUAAUCCACAGACAGUUGCAUUGCAAUCUAAAAAGGAAGAAAUUUGCAAAGAAAAUCUACGUGGAGGCUGCACCAGUGGUAGUUUGUGCCAAAGGCAUCACUGUGAUCUUCCCUACCAAUGGCAGGUUAAAAAUAAUGGAUUAUGGGAGAGUGUCAAUUCUUUAAAUAAUAAUGAUAUGGAAAAAGAUUACUGUGACAUGAAAGUUAAUCCACCAGUCUGUUUGGUUUUUGAUACAUGGGGUUGUAUGCUUAUCUAUUAUGAUGACAUGUAUAUUAGCAAUAUUUGUUCUUCAUUGAAAAUGGACAUACGGCGGUUGGAAAUAAAAGGUGAACCUGAUUUUUUUGACUCCCACUUUAUCCCUCACUGGUCAUGGUAUUGGAAGGAUGAAUGUGGUACCUGGAUUGAAUAUGCAGAACAGAAUAGCAAGCAGAAUGCAAGGUCUGACAAAGAAAGCUCGGAUUUUGAAACGUUGUAUGACGAUUACAAAAACAGGAAUUGUAGUCAGACUGUCAAGUUUAGGGCAGGAAGUCAACACUACACUUUGAACUUUGCCUCUAUGAUCCAGACCAAUGAUCGAUAUCAUACCCAGAAAAAUGUUUGUCGGAGACCAUCUAGGCACAUAACAUGGGCUGAUGUUAAGCAAUACAGAGAAGAAAAACCUUGGCUAAAUAAAAAUAAAUAUCCAAGAACCUGGAAUAUGAACCUUCGUGGAAAGUCACAUCUACUUGUAAGUGUAUCGAAGAACAGACACAGUGAAGAAUACAAGAAAAUACAGAAAUUGUUUCAGACUACACUUUCAGGAGUAGAUAUUACAAAACUGGAACGUGUUCAAAACGAGACCUGCUGGGAUUUAUAUUCACGGCAAAAGGAAGUUAUGAUGAAAAAGAAUCCCAGCAAACCAGUGGAUGAGCGUCUACUGUUUCAUGGAACUAAACCUGAAAAAGUUGAAGAUAUUUGUCGAGAUAAUUUUGAUUUUCGUUUGAGUGGAACUCGGGUUGGUGCAGUCUAUGGUCAAGGUGCCUAUUUUGCAAGCACAUCGAAAUAUUCUGAUUCCUAUGCAGAGGCUGAUGGCUACAAUGUAAAGAAGAUGUUUGUAGCACGAGUCCUUGUCGGAAGUUACACCAAUGGGACCCGUGAUAUGCGCAGACCACCGUAUAAAAAUUCUUCAGAUAAAACAAAGGGGAUGUAUGAUUCUUGCGUCGACAACACAAGUAAUCCAAGUAUAUUUGUGGUAUUUGAUAACCAUCAAGUAUAUCCAGAAUACGUAAUCACAUAUUCAACAUCCAAUGCCAAUCAUACUUCUUAUAGUAGUACCAACCAAACAAGCUCUUAUAACCCAUAUACAGCUGCAGCAAGAUACGCUUACAGUGCCAGUCAAACAUCUGAUACCAGUACCAGCCAACGAAACUCUUUUAACUCAUAUACAAGUACAACAGCUAGAAGGGCUUACAGUGCGAGUCAAACAUCUUAUACGGGUACCAGCCAACGAAACUCUUAUACCCCAUCUACAA
Molecule: messenger RNA, 2858 nt
Organism: Anneissia japonica
Lineage: Eukaryota; Metazoa; Echinodermata; Crinoidea; Comatulida; Comatulidae
Exons: 6
Molecular function (GO): NAD+ poly-ADP-ribosyltransferase activity; metal ion binding
Source: RefSeq, a predicted model, not a curated record